Stegostoma tigrinum is the source of this 4276-nucleotide messenger RNA. RefSeq names its product hepatic and glial cell adhesion molecule-like. The record is from RefSeq and is a predicted model, not a curated record. The coding region runs from base 493 to 1347 and encodes 284 amino acids. The transcript is spliced from 6 exons. Lineage: Eukaryota; Metazoa; Chordata; Chondrichthyes; Orectolobiformes; Stegostomatidae.
CCCCUCUCUGAUGAAGGGUCUAGGCCCGAAACGUCAGCUUUUGUGCUCCUGAGAUGCUGCUGGGCCUGCUGUGUUCAUCCAGCUUCACAUUUUUUUAUCCACAUACCCAUCCGUGUUCCUUUUCAGUAAUGUAUUUGUGCCUCCAUUGCUUCCUCCAGCAGCUCAGUCCGUACACACACGCCGCCCUCUGUCGGUGGGAAAAGUUACCCCUUUGGUACAAAUUAUCAACGGAUAAAAACAGGAAUUACUGCACUAACCCCUGCCGCGCAGCUUCAGGUCCCCGCGAGUUGAAUGCGCCUUGUUCCUUGAGCAGUGCUGUUUUCCCUUGUUCCUGACCCGCAGUAUCGGCAGAUUGAGUGACCUUUUCCAGACCAACAGCCACCCUGCCUUCCCAUCCCUCUGACCCUGUCCCGUUUGCAGAAAUCCCGCAAGAUCUCCGCGGGCUCCUCCUCUUUCGCUUCUCGUUCCAUCCCCUGCGGAGCUCUGAAACAGAUGGAGGGUUUCGGCUUUUCUCUUCGCCUUUUGCAGUUUCUCGCCUGCUCGGCUUCAGCACAGCAUGUGAAAGACAGCAUCGUAGCCAUUACAGGUUCCUCCGUUCUACUUCCUGGAACAGAUAAAGGAUUUGGCAGUCUCCAGUGGGAAUUCUCAAAGCCUGGCAAGAUCCUUCCCAUUUUGGAUUACAUUGGAGGACAUCAACAAGCAUAUGAUCAGUAUAAGAAUAGAAUUGAACUGAACAAAUCAGAUGGGACAUUGUUACUGAAAGAUGUGCGUGAGGGGGAUACUGGCAGAUACAAAAUGACAGUGGACUUAGACCCGAUUAGGACCAGAAUUGUCACUCUGAGAGUGUUUGAUCCUCUCUCUCGGCCCACCGUGUUCUGCAAUGGCAGCCUGGACGGGUCCCCAGUUUUGCUGAUCUGUACAGUGGAGAGAGGGAGAGCCGAUACUAUUCACUGGAGCAGAGGUGAUUUCAGGCUUCUGCAUGACGAGCGUUAUAGGAUGUCCAAAGACAACAGUACCGUAAUCAUUCAGAGCGCUCAGGAAUCAGAUUCUGGCAAUUAUACCUGCACUGUUGAAAACCCAGUCAGUCAAAGCAAGAACAGUUGCCAGCUGUUCUUCAAGAGUCAGCGGCCCAGAGUUCGACUUGGAUUACAUAUGGCUGGUGUUCUUCUGUGUUUGGUAAUAGUUGCAUUGAGCAUUUUUUUUGCUUGGAUGAGGGUAUCGCUGGCUAAAUCAGAACGUAUUGCCUGGAGAGCAGUUAAGAGUCAACGCAUCGUAGCGGGCCUGGAGUCACAUGAAGGCCAAACUAGGAAGACCAGAGAGUCAGCGACUUUUACUGAGACACAAUAAGAACGGCAAGUAACUGUUAAGUCUUUCAGUGCUGGCUCAACUAAACUCAACUCUGCUUAUGAUGUGGAGGUGCCAGCGUUGGACUGGGUGGACAAAAUCAGAAGCUACACAAGGUUAUAAUCCAACAGGUUUAUUUGAAAUCACAAGCUUUUCCAGUAUUGUCCCUUCAUCAGGUGAAGUGAGAAAGGAAGCAGACAGAACGCAGAAUUUAUAGGCAGAGAGAUCAAAAGACCAGACAAAUGGUGUGAGUGGAGUGCCGAAUAAUAAGUCCCUCCGGGUACAAAAGCAAAAGCUGCUGGAAAAGGUCAGCAGGUCUGGCAGUAUCUGUAAAGAAAAGAAAUCAGAGUUAACGUUUCGGUUCAAGUGAUCCUUCCUCAGAACAGGUAAAGAAAACAAAACAGAAAGGAAGAGAAAGAAAAUACACAAAAGGAUGUAAACUUUUAAAUUCAAAGUUAUGAACAAUAAAUUAAUAAAUGCAGGAACAAAACUGAAUAGUUUAAACGUUCCCCUUUCUGGACUAGAAAGUUUGUUUGUACUACAUAAGCAACUACCAGGAUACUAUAAGACCAUAAGAUAUCAGAACAGAAUUAGGCCAAUCAGCCGAUCGAGACUGCUCCACCUUUUGAUCAUGGCUAAUAUAUUUCUUGACCAAAUCCUCCUGCCUUCUCUCUCCACAACCCUCGAUCCCCUUAUGAAUCAAGGACCUAACUAUAUUUCUGCCUUAAGUAAACUCCAUGACUUGACCUCCACAGCCCUCUGCGGCAAUGAAUUCCGCAGAUUCACUAGCCUCCAGCUAAAGAAAUUCCUGCUCUUCACAGUUGGAAGAACUGUUGAGAUCAGUGAACAGCAGAUACAAAAUCUCCACUACAAAAGCAGAAACAAAAACGAGCCGUUCCUAAAGUGGGCUGAACUAAAUCAAACUGGAUUUAUAUUGCUGAGGUUGAGCAGAUACGCGGGAAAACUUGGUUUACUGGCAACUGUACACUAAGUGUGUUUCCUCUUGCACGUAAUCGCGCUGUCGGUCAGAAAAGGAGACAACUUUACCUUAUAGUGGGGCCUCUCAGGAUCGCUGAAUUCCUCUCAUUUCUUCCCCCUCUGUCUCCUGGGUAAAUAAUUGUUAUGCUCCACUGAGUUCCUGCUGAUGGAGCCUUGGGAGCUAGGCCUUUCGUGUGAUUCGGGAUAGAAUAGUAACUCUCAGAAUGCUGGCUUCCCACCAACAGAGUACCAGAGUUUAUGGAGAAUUGGACUGUCACGACUGGCCUGGGCUAGCAAAGCUAAACUGUGAUUCUGUUCAGCGUCAGAGGAAUGAAGGAAUCCGUGCCUUUUUGAGCAGCGAAUGCAGAAUUUUCCAAAGUGCUCUUUUACUUUAGACUUAGCUGAGUGGCUCACGUUGUCACGUAAAUUAUCCUCAAGUUUCUACAAUGGAGCUGUUUCUCAAUGCAUUUCAACACGUCGGGCAGCAUCAGCGCGAAAAUGUUGGUGUUUCUUUUGCUGGUUAUUUCGCCGAAGCUGAUCCGUACUUUACCUCAUUGGCUCCAUUUCAAUGAUGCACUAACAAGAUCUCUCUAUGUCCUUAUAAGGAUAGAGGACCGUCCAAGAAAGAUACUUUCCCGUCCACAUGUUCAGGGAUGUUUUACUAAAUCUUGGGAGCAGGUGGGACUUGCAGCCGGAGUCAGAGGUAGGGACACUACCCCAACAUUCACCAAUUCCCUGGGCCAAAGGUCUGUGUACCCCAGUCUUGAGUGGAUGCAGUGAUACAGCAAGCCCAACCUCCGUUGCAUGUCCUGAGAUUUAGGCCCGUGUUGUGUAUUUUUCUGAUUUACCAAACAGUAGAACCAGUCAUGUCUAUGCUAUCAAGCCCAUUCAUUCAGAAUCUUGCACAAACCAUUCUUCAAAACUUUGAACUCUCUAAACUAUGCUCCCAUCAUCCAUACCCUUUCUAGGAGCAGGAUAAUUCACGAUUUCUACUAACCUAUCUGCGUGAAAUGACAUCCCAAUUGCUCUUCUAAUUGACCUGGCUAUAAUUUUAAGAUAUUACCUCCUCCUUUGUGAUUUCUCUACCAAAUGAAGUAAGCUUUCUGGAUGUACUCUGCUGAAUCUUUUUAACAUGGCAUUGACAAUUAAUGAAGGAAAGUGCUAGUAAAAGCUCUAAUUGUGGGUUAUGUGUCUCUUGAACAUGUCCAUCUUUAGAUUGGCAGUUCUCCAGACACACUUCCCCACGCAACAAAAUUCAAACUGAAAAUCGAGACAUGACCUCAGAAUUGCCUGUGAGCUCAGACACCACACAGGCUUAGCACUCAUUCCCCAGUCCAAGUAACAUACAGCACUAGUGUUCACAGACUGGAGUAGGAGUGGCUCAGUGUGUAGCUCUGAGUCUCACUCCCAGGACUUGUGGGCCACCAGACGAACCCAGCUAUUGAUGCACAUACGCCAAGUGUAUAAUUGCUGCUGCUCCCCAACCUGGAGAAAUGAACGAGGGUUAGUGGCUUGAACAGGAAAUCCAAAGAUGAAGUUUGAUGUGGGUGGGUGGUCAAACAGUAUUGUGACUGUCAAUGUAAGAGUGGAAAAUAGAAGCAACAGCCGUAUAACUUAUACGUAACUGCACAAUAUUUAUUGUAAUUUUAAGUCACCAUUGUAUUAUUAAAUCAAACACUUACUUUCAUUUGUAAUCUGCUGAUGUCCGUUUUUGACAUUCCAUCUAUCUGACAAUUUUCUCUGUUUCAAGCUGUAUCUUUCUUUGAUGUUUCUAUUUCCCCCUCCAAAAUCUGAUUUUUUUUUGCAAGUGAUUGAAUCAAUUUGUUUCUGCCUCAUGCUACUCUCCAGAAACUUUCACCAGAUUUCUCUUUGAGCUUGUCAAAGUAACUUAUUCUUUAGGAAUGAUCAUAUUUGGAACAAUAAAGCUGUAGUGUGUGAAAUUAAAUAUGUCUCU